GACUAAUCCCUGCCCGCCCAGCCCAUCUUUUGAGAUGAACCUGAAGGUGUCCUGCAAAUUGUGCUGAGUUGCACGAGUUUAAGAUGCUAGAAUUGUUGUUGUAAUUUUUGUUGCUCUCUCUGCUGCUGAGGUACAGAGAUGUUUCCUCUGAAUGCUUGACUAGACGUAUAAGGACUUGUUAGCUUUGCCCUCUCCACUUUUAGCAAUUAACUGCCUUGCUUUCUUCUGAGGCGUGGAUUCUCCACUAACAUUAGUUAUGGAGUUCCAUACAUCUUGUUUUGCUUCUGGAUCCUCGGCGUGGCUCUCAAACUAAGUAACUUUGUGUUUGUAUUAUGCACACUCUUUGCCCAUGCUGAGCGCACCACCGAGAUUACACCCCCAUUCCCCAAACUAACUUUUAAGGAAAUCUUUUUAAACACGACCAAUGUAGUUGUGAGACUACGGAACUGGAUCACAGGCCAACUUAUCACUAAAGGACUCUGUGAAGUUGAAUCUGCAUAAUUCAAAAUUUCUAUUUUAUAUGUAUGGUUUUGAAUAAAAAACUGCCUCAUAGCUAUAUAAUUGUGGAUAUCCUUGGAACAGAAGAUCUUGUAGAAGCGACUUCCAAUGAUACUGUGAGGUUUUAUCCCUGGACCAUUGAUAAUAAAUACUACUCUGCAGAUAUAAAUCUAUGUGUGGUGCCAAAUAAAUUUCUUGUCACUGCCGAAAUUGCGGAGUCUGUGCAGGCAUUUGUGGUUUAUUUUGACAGCACACAAAAGUCAGGUCUUGACAGUGUCUCCUCAUGGCUUCCGCUGGCAGAGGCAUGGUUACCUGAGGUGAUGAUCUUGGUCUGCGACAGAGUGUCUGAAGAUGGAGUAAACAGACAAAAAGCUCAAGAAUGGUGCAUCAAACAUGGCUUUGAAUUGGUUGAGCUUAGUCCAGAGGAACUGCCUGAGGAGGAUGAUGACUUCCCUGAAUCUACAGGAGUAAAGCGAAUUGUCCAAGCUUUGAAUGCCAAUGUCUGGUCCAAUGUGGUGAUGAAGAAUGAUAGAAACCAAGGUUUUAGCCUUCUCAACUCAUUGGCUGCAACAAACCAUAGCAUUGGAUCAGCAGAGACCUGUCACUCAGAGCAGUCCCAUUUGCCAGCAGCAGAUAGGACAGAGUCCUUCCCAGGUCAUCGGGAUGGUGCAUCUAACACAGCAGAUUCCCGGCUGGAUAGCAGUGUGGAUCCCAUGUUAGAUCUGGAUAUUCAAGAAUUAGCCAGUCUUACUACUGGAGGAGGAGAUUUGGAGAAUUUUGAAAGAUUAUUUUCAAAGUUAAAGGAAAUGAAAGACAAGGCUGCGACGCUUCCUCACGAGCAAAGAAAAUUGCAUGCAGAAAAGGUGGCCAAAGCUUUCUGGAUGGCAAUUGGGGGAGACAGAGAUGAAAUUGAAGGCCUAUCUUCUGAUGAAGAACACUAAAUUAUCCCUACUAGGUUUGACUCACAAAGAUGCUAGCUUUCUACCUGGGAUACUUCCUGCUCAACCCAGUAAUAUUUUGCUACAAUUCCCAUUCUCGUGUUGGCCACCUGACUUGUUUUUAGUCCCUUUAAUUUUAGUAUCUAAUAGGAAGUUCAGGAGAAUUCUUUUCUUCUUCAGUAUGUGGGAAAGAGGAGUACAAUAACAAUAAUUAGUGAGAAUCUCUCAGAUAUACUUUUUUGUUCUAGGAAUAUCUGUGAUUUGUCAAGUUUAAGAAGAAAACCGCUCAGCCUUUCCAAGCCAGGCUUUUCUGUAGCAUCCCCAGCAUUUACUCUUCAUUGCCAGAGAUCAGGGGCAUAUGCCAUUUUCCCCACUCUAGGAGUUUACAGAUCUGAGCUAUGAAGCUUUUGGGAGGAGGAAAGUAGCAUCUCCAGGUUGGAUUUGUGCUAUGGAAGGGGGGUGUGGGCAAAGUCAGUGGCCCACAGGUGUGUCUCUAAUUAAAAAGGUGCUCUGGGCAUCUCAUUUGAGGCACAGUGUCUGAGCUCACACUACAAUGAAUUUAAAAAAACAGUUUAGAGACUAUAAGGAAUGAGGUCUCAUGAAGAUAAAACAGACCCGCCACCAAGUUUUUGUAUGGAGUGGGGAGGUAAGAGAGAGACUCUUGUGGAAUUCAUGUGUGGGCUAUGGAAACUAUUCUCAUGAUGAGAUUGUUGUGUUGGCAUUAUGAAGAUACUUCUGUCUUACUCUUCUCCCUGCUACUUGAGAUGCCAGGGCUGUGCCUUCACACUUUAAACCUUCAAAACAAGGAAGCAUCCCCUUCUUCCUGUUUAAAAGACAUCACUACCAAAGUAGCAACACCAGACGGUGGGUGAGGAUGUGAAAUAUUAGGUCUUGCGUUCCUGAGCACCUUGUUUCACUCUCCAGCUUAAUGGCUCCUCUGGGCCUUUGCAGGGUUACAGCCCUGAGAAAAAGCCCUGUUCUUUAUCCUGACUCAUUCAAACAUGAUUGAUCACUGAAAGGAAAGUUUGAAAGAGAAAGUGGAAAAUAUAGCAAAUAAAAAUCCUUAUUAAAAAAAAUCCUUAUAAGCAUUGUAGAACCCCAAAGAGCUAGCACAAAGAAUGGAAUGCUGUAGGGGCCAGGCUAGAGCGACCAUGGGGGAAACCUUGCAGUAACUGGAGAGUUCAAUAAGAGGAUCCAGGGAACAAUGAAGGCUAUCUUAGUAGCUUUUUUGUUUUGUUUUUUCUUUUCUUUUUUUUUUUAACUGUUCUGAAAGUCUUUUGAGUCCAUGGUUCACCACCAUCCCAUCAGUGGGACUAAUAUUUCCUUGAGGUGACUGUGCUUCUUCAAGGUGAUGUUUCUUUGAAUUGAUUGCAUUAGCCAUUAAGGAUGAAAGGAAGUUGGCUUUGGGUUGCCAAAAAUGUGGAAUAUGUUUUCUUAAAACAUGGAAGAUUUUAGAAAAUGUUAAGACACAUUGGUGAGGGGAAAACAGACUAGAAAAAACUGUGAACUUGAUUUUGUGGAUUAAACAAAGCCAGGUAAUUAAAAUAAUCUAUUUAUAAAAUGCUAA
Marmota monax (woodchuck) is the source of this 3003-nucleotide messenger RNA. It is a transcript of the gene Aagab, whose product is annotated as alpha and gamma adaptin binding protein. Bases 525 to 1439 code for a protein of 304 amino acids. Lineage: Eukaryota; Metazoa; Chordata; Mammalia; Rodentia; Sciuridae. The record is from RefSeq and is a predicted model, not a curated record. The transcript is spliced from 10 exons.